Messenger RNA from Cotesia glomerata, 2543 nucleotides. Its product is annotated as synaptic vesicle glycoprotein 2B-like. Bases 474 to 2087 code for a protein of 537 amino acids. The transcript has 12 exons. Gene Ontology annotation, molecular function: transmembrane transporter activity. Gene Ontology annotation, cellular component: membrane. Gene Ontology annotation, biological process: transmembrane transport. The record is from RefSeq and is a predicted model, not a curated record. NCBI's taxonomy places the organism in Eukaryota, Metazoa, Arthropoda, Insecta, Hymenoptera, Braconidae.
AGCCAAUAAUGUAACUUAUUAGCCAACGAAUCAGUUAACCCGUUUCUUUAUUACUGAGCGUAUUCUGAUAUACGACAGACUAAGAACGAAGAUUCUGUUCUGUAUUUACAACUGAUCAGUUGACUUGUCACCUCGUUAACGAACGCACAAGAUAAACUUAAAAUUGCUCCAUUUAGAGCAAGCUUACUCUGGUUAUUAUUUAUUGUUCUUAAUAUUGAAAUAAAAAUUCACGUGGUUUGAUUGUUUUACUGUUUAUCUGUAAUAAUACACUAAAAGAUGUUUCGGAGCACCUUUUAUAAUUAUUAUUAUCUAUUUGUACAUGUGUUUCUUCAUGACUCGAUCAUAUGACUGUUAAUUUAAGUGGAAGAUAAUUUACUAUAAUUGUCGUCAGAUUAGUGAUUCUUAAUAUAUAAUAACAGUGUGGAAUUAUUUAUUUUAUUUUGGGCUUAAAGUUUUCAUUUUAUCUGUGAGAAAUGAUAAAUAAAAAUUUGCGUUGCUCAGUUAGUACUAUUCAAGUUAUUACUGAAAAUGAUAAAACUGACAGUAAAGAACCAGCCUCGGAUUUUGAGACGGCACUGUCUGCGACCGGUUUCGGACCGUUCAAUAUUUUGAUGGUGAUGGCAUUGAUACCCAUAGCGUGGGUCAGCGCUUUCGAUAUGACAUCUGCAGCAUUCGUUUUGGCUUCAGCUGAGUGCGAUCUCGAAUUAACGUUUAUCCGCAAAGGCUUACUUUGCAGCGCAGUAUAUAUUGGGAUGAUGUUGACUCCAUUAUUCUGGAGUUUCAUAUCACAUCGGUUGCCCAAACGAACACUUAUGCUUUUUGGACUACUCAUUGAUUUUUUAUGCAACAUACUCUGCAGUAUCGUUGACUCGUUUUACAUUUUUGUUAUUCUAAAAAUUAUUACUGGCACUAUCGUUAGCGGGCCUUUUACACUCCUGACGACUUAUCUCAGUGAAUUUCAACCAAAAAAAUAUCGAGCUCAAGUGAUUAUUUGGGCUGGCCUUUUAUUCAACGCAGGAUUUAUCAUUCCAGCAAUUUUGGCUUUCAAUGUUACACCACAAACAUGGACAUUCAUUAUUUUCGAUCGAGAAUUCACAGCUUGGAGGAUAUACUACAUUUUAUGUUGUAUACCAUCUAUUCUUGGUUUUAUUAUCUUGAGCUUUUUACCGGAAACUCCGAAAAUGCUUAUGGAAAAUGGAUAUCUUCCUAGGGCCUAUGAUCUAUUCAGACGCAUUUACGUAAUCAACACUAGAUUGCACAUUGAUACUUAUCCGAUAAAAUUUCUGGAAUCACCUUCGAAUAAAUUUAAUAAAACAAACGAGGAAUCGAAAUUCCAAAAAUUUCUUGAAACUUGGAACGAUACAAAAGAAUUAUUUAAGCCGCCAAAUUUAAGACAUUUUGUGAUAAGUAACUUACUGCAAUUCGGUAGUAUGCUUUCAUUCAAUACGAUGCGGCUUUGGGUUCCGCACAUGUUCAUCAUAAUCAACAACUUUGACUACUCUCGGUGGGAUCCAGCUCGUGGCAAUCCAACGAUAUGCGAGUACUUGAUUCCUGGCGUGAUUCCCCCAGGUCUCGCAAACGAGACUUUCUAUGCAAAUCACACCUGCAUUCGGUGGCACAUAAAUCCCAGUGUAUAUAUCAAUUCAAGUAUUAUUGCAGCUUCCGCUGUUGGAAUUUCAUUUCUUGUUGGCCUAUUAUAUACCACUAAAUUAAGGAAAAAAAUUGUUUUAGUUAUGGGAUACUUAAUCGCAAUACUCAGCAGUUUUGGAACUAAUUGGGCACAACUUGUACCUUUAAUGUUGACCCUAUCAGCAUCUAUUGUAGUCACGGGCCGAAUAACGGCUAACAUAGUUAUCGCGGCUAACGCCGACGUCAUUCCCAUACCGUUAAGGGCAACAGCUGUCAGUUUUAUCACAAAUACUGGAAACUUAGCGAGUAUUAUUGGAAAUCUCGUAUUUCCAGCUCUCCUCGAAUUUCAAUGUCUCAGUGCGUUUAUUGGAAUCGGCGCAAUGUUAAUACCCUGUAUGAUUAUAUCAUUAUUCACACUGCGAUCAGAGAAGAAAGAAAUAAAAAUCUCACCAUCAUAAGAUAAGUGAAUAAAUAAUUGGGAUUAUCGCGAGUAAUCAGAACGAAGAUUAAUUGAAUGAUACGUUUUAAUUUAACUCAAAGACGAUAAUUAUCAAUUGACAAAAGAGCAGUAUUACCUAAUGGCCCAGCUUAUUUUGAAGAUAAUAAUAAUAACAGAUGAAAAUUGUGACAAUUAUAACAAUGACGAUGUAGAUAGAUAUUAUUCCCUCUUAUUAUAAUUAAACUUCUGUAUAAUAGUUGAUUUGCUUCACUGACUGGAAUAUAAUUGAUAGAGAUACUCGAGUAUUUGCCUUCAACCAGUCACAAGUUUCACUUGAACUUUGUACUUAGAGAAUCAAUAUCAUAGAACUGAAUCAUAUUCACUAUUAUAUUUAUUUCUACUAAUGUAAUAAAAAAAAUUUCGGAGAAUCCGCAGGUGCACGCCUCAUAAUGUUUAUUUACUUUAUAAGAAAAAA